UUUUGACAAACCAGGGGAGUCCCUAACAUCGUCAAUACGAACAAUUACCUCCCUUUAAUCAUUCAUAUCUCUCUGUCAAAUAUCCCAAGGUCCUCCAACAACUGCCUAACCCCCACCUUGCCGUAAAACCGACCUUGUUCAAAACCAGCCAUGCCCAAAUCCAACAAGCUUCGCAUCCUCUGUUUCGGCGACUCGCUCACUUCAGGAUACAGCCGCUCUGGUCUGGCCUCGCACCCUUACGAGGAGAAGCUGGUAAAGGAGCUCAAGGUCGCCCGGCCGGAGCUCGAAGUCGAGACGACGGAGGAUGGGAGGCCAGGCGACCUGACAGGCUUCUUUGUGAGCCGCUGUCACAACCACUUUGGGCCGAAACAGCCCAAGUACGACUGGACCAUAAUUCUUGGUGGAACCAACGAUCUAGCCCGUCAAUACUCCCCAGAAACAAUCUUUGACAACCUAAAACGCUGCUGGGACCUGGCUCUUAGCCAUGGAAGCAAAGUCCUCGCCCUGACGGUGCCCGAAGUCGGUGUCCGAAGCCGGACCGACGAAAUGAGGGAUAAACUGAACGACAUGAUACGCAAAGCACAGGGCGGUAAUAUCUACGUCCACGACCACGCCGCCGCCGUCCCGUACUGGUCCUUGUCGCAAGAGGAGCGCGACAAAUACUGGGACGACCACGUCCACCUCACAGCGGACGGCUACGACCUGAUGGGUAAGAUGAUCGCCGCACGGCUGGUUGACAUUUUGCUAGGAGAGGAGAUAGAGGCAAAUAAUAAAAACUCCAGCGACGAGCGCCCGUCUGGGUCGAGCCGAUCAAGGCCUGGAGUCAAGGCUUUCAGGGGCGACGGUACGGUUUUUGAGGAGGAGACGGGCGACUCUUCCAAGUUACGACAGGGCUAUGUUGUCGUGAGGCGGACGGAUCUCGAUUGAGAAAGAUAUUGGAGAGGAAUUUGGGGAUUUGGAGCAACCGGCAGUAGGCACAAGAUUAACAGUAUGGGUCCGGGGUUGUCGGCGUGAGACGCUUUUUUACAAAAUAUUUUCAGGGAUACUCGAGCACACGUUUUAAUUCAUCACGUCAUAGACCCCGGUGUAGAUCUUUUGAGAAGUGAAAAUCAGUCAUGCCUUUCUAAGUGAUAACUCCAAAAACGCCUAGCUCCUUGCGUCGCAUGCAUAUCUCAUACUACCAGGUUGGCCGCAACAAAAUCAGGGUACUCCUUCUGCAGGAGACUUGUGACGUGCUCGACUUCCUCAGCAAGGUCCUGGACAUUGGCGUCCCAACGCCGUAUCUCCUUGCCCACCACAACCUUGGCACGUCCACUACCCUUAACACCGGACGCUUCGCCACUUUCAAACCAUAUAACCCUGUCGACUUGGUCGAUGCGGCCGACCAAGCGUCCUUGCUCGAUCAUGCGCGCGGUAGUCUCCUCGGCCUUGGCACCAUCAAGUCCCAGGAGCUCACCGAGUUCGUCAAAGCCGAUAUUGUCAUAGAGCCUGCUUGCGCCGAGUAGGUUGUGCUCGACGACGGCCUUGGCAAGCACCGUGGAGCCGUCAGCCGUCGUCGCGAGCUGGUGGGGCGAAAGGCCCUGCGCAAAUUUGUCAACCUCGCCGGGGGAGAGCAGCCGGUCGAGGAACAUCUUUUCCAGCAUGCCGUACUCCUCCUGCCCAGCGGAGCGCUCAUCCCUGUACAGACGGCCGAGGGCACGGCUGCGAAGCGGGCCUGCCGGCGCCAGGACGGCGCACUUGAUAGCCAUGCUCAGGGUGUGCAGGCGCUCCUCCUCGGCGAUCUGAGGGCUGAGGCUGAUCUCAUGGUACGCGUGGCUGGCGGCCAGAAACUCACGCUGUGAGUCGUUGAUGCGGGCCUGAGACAGGCGGAAGUGUAGGUUGAGAUCGCGGUCCUGGACCUUGAAUAUAACGUUCUUGACCUUGUUCAGGUAGGAGCCGGCGGUGGUGCUGUCGUCGGCCUCGAGGUAGUUGCGCACAAUGCGAAUCCACACGCGGACCAUCUCCUCUUCUGUGGCGCGGCGCUGACUGCUAUCUAGCGGGAUCUCAGCCAGGGUCUUGGCGGCGUCGGUCCAGUCCUCAUUGUGCUCGUGGGCGGUGGCGAUGAGCUCCCGGAGGGCAUUGGAUUGUUCCAGGAAGCUGGACGCCGUCUGUGUGUUUUCUCCAAUGCGCUGGAGGGCGUAGUUGCCGACCUCAAUCCACAGGUCAUCAUCCUCGAGCUGUCGGAGCGCAUUGACAAACGCCGACAAGAUGGGAAGGGUGCUCACGACUCCCAGCUGGGCGGCAAGGACGGCAUCGAUGACCCGCUUGAGGUCUGCAGUGGCGGUGGCUGGUGACGAGAGCGAUUUGAAGUCGACAAGGAGCUUCUCCAGAGCGGCGGGCGCAUCGCUGCUCUGGGCUGCCUGCUCUAGUGCGGCGUUUAUUGAGUCGGAGGCCAUGGUGCGGACGUGAUGUGGGAGCAAGGGGGGGUUUCGGCUCAAUGGCCAGACUCUGCGAGCCACAUGGAAGUUUCGCACGACCGUAUUAGAAUUUGAAUAGAUCCCCACAAUUCCGUAUUGUGUCGAGAAGUGUGGUGAAUGUAGUGGAAGUUCCGACAGGGGAAAUUGACGUGAAUAACGAAGUAGUUGGUUGGCACUGG
This is a messenger RNA of Pyricularia grisea, 2635 nucleotides long. RefSeq lists its product as uncharacterized. The transcript has 5 exons. Lineage: Eukaryota; Fungi; Ascomycota; Sordariomycetes; Magnaporthales; Pyriculariaceae. Bases 151 to 927 code for a protein of 258 amino acids. The record is from RefSeq and is a predicted model, not a curated record. Gene Ontology annotation, molecular function: phosphatidylcholine lysophospholipase A1 activity.